Messenger RNA from Psylliodes chrysocephalus, 7357 nucleotides. Lineage: Eukaryota; Metazoa; Arthropoda; Insecta; Coleoptera; Chrysomelidae. The record is from the annotation of a GenBank genome assembly.
CAGCGUUCGACUCUCGUCAGUGUAGUGCGAUUCCGUGAGAACGGUCACUGUGUGUUGUGAACCUUAAUAAAAAAAAAAAAAUAGUGUGACCCGAAUAAUAGUGCCCGACACAACAACCCGAAAAAAUGCCAAGGAUUAUUUAAACGGAUAUUGUUUAUUUCUAAUCAGAUCCCAUUACGUUGAUGCCUUUCCAUAAUGGUUAUUGUGACGCGGGGUGAUUACAUAUGGAUCGAGCCAACAACAGGAGGGGAAUUCGAUGUCGCGAUCGGUGCAUGCGUGGUGUCGGCAGAGGGAAGGAGGAUCGCGGUACGAGACGACGAUGGAGAGGAGCACUGGCUGUCGCCCGAAAGGAGAAUCAAGGCUAUGCACGCUACUUCCAUCAACGGGGUGGAGGACAUGAUCGGUCUGGGCGACCUCCAUGAAGCAGGAAUUCUCAGAAAUCUUCUCAUCAGAUACAACGAGAAUCUCAUUUAUACGUACACUGGAUCAAUUUUAGUAGCCGUUAAUCCUUAUCAAAUCCUUCCAAUCUACACUGCAGACCAAAUUAAACUUUACAAGGAACGAAAAAUUGGUGAACUACCUCCACAUAUUUUUGCCAUAGGUGAUAAUUCGUAUGGACACAUGAGACGUUAUGGACAAGAUCAAUGUAUAGUCAUCUCCGGUGAAUCGGGUGCGGGAAAAACAGAAAGUACAAAAUUAAUUCUCCAAUAUCUAGCAGCCAUCAGUGGAAAACACUCGUGGAUAGAACAACAAAUUCUAGAAGCCAAUCCGAUUCUAGAAGCCUUCGGUAACGCAAAAACCGUGAGAAACGACAACAGUUCCAGGUUCGGAAAAUACAUCGACAUCCACUUCAAUAGAGACGGAGUCAUAGAAGGGGCCAAAAUAGAACAAUAUUUACUGGAAAAGAGUAGAAUAGUAUCGCAGAAUCCGGAAGAAAGAAAUUAUCAUGUAUUUUAUUGCAUUUUGGCUGGACUGGGGAAGGACGAUAAGAAGAAAUUGGAAUUAGGAGAUGCUAGUCAAUAUCGAUACCUAACUGGGGGAGGAUGUAUAACCUGCGAAGGCAGAGACGAUUCUGCAGAAUUCGCAGACAUCAGAAGCGCGCUGAAAGUCCUCUUAUUCUCCGACUCGGAAAUAUGGGAAGUCAUGAAACUCCUGGCGGCAAUUCUUCACAUAGGCAACAUCAAAUACAAAGCCACCGUUGUGGAUAAUUUGGACGCCACCGAAAUCCCUGAUCCUACGAACGUCCACAGGGUAGCAAACCUUUUAGGUGUCCCUCCUCAACUAUUAAUAGACGCUCUUACUAGAAAGACUCUCUUCGCUCACGGCGAAACCGUGGUAUCCACGCUAUCCAGGGACCAAAGUGUCGACGUCAGAGACGCUUUCGUUAAAGGAAUAUACGGUCGGAUGUUCAUCCACAUAGUCAGAAAGAUCAACAAGGCCAUAUACAGACCCAAAGAGAGGCAGAGAAGCUCUAUAGGCGUCUUGGAUAUAUUCGGUUUCGAGAAUUUCGAUCAUAAUAGUUUCGAGCAGUUUUGUAUCAAUUUUGCGAACGAAAAUUUGCAGCAAUUUUUCGUUAGGCAUAUUUUUAAGUUGGAACAAGAGGAGUACAAUUUGGAGGGGAUCAACUGGCAACAUAUCGAGUUCGUUGAUAAUCAGGAUGCCUUGGAUUUGAUCGCUAUAAAGCAAUUGAACAUCAUGGCGCUAAUAGACGAAGAAAGUAAAUUUCCCAAAGGCACUGACCAAACUUUCCUCGCCAAACUCCACAAACAACACGGACGGCACAGAAAUUACCUCAAGCCCAGGUCGGAUAUCAACACGAGUUUCGGUCUCAACCACUUCGCUGGAGUCGUAUUUUACGACACCAGAGGCUUUUUGGAGAAAAACCGAGACACUUUCAGUCCAGAUUUACUCCAACUGAUCACGAUCAGCGGCAACAAAUUCCUGCAGCAAAUCUUCGCUGAGGAUAUCGGAAUGGGAUCCGAAACUAGGAAGAGAACUCCGACUUUGUCGACGCAGUUCAAGAAAAGUUUGGAUUCGUUGAUGAGGACGCUGUCCAACUGCCAACCGUUCUUCAUUCGUUGCAUCAAACCGAACGAGUUAAAGAAGCCGAUGAUGUUCGAUAGGACAUUAUGUUGCAGACAGCUGAGGUAUUCCGGUAUGAUGGAAACUAUAAGAAUUAGAAGAGCCGGAUAUCCAAUCAGGCACAGUUUUCCCGAGUUCGUGGAACGAUACAGAUUCCUUAUUUCUGGUAUUCCUCCAGCCCACAAGACUGAGUGCAGAAGCGCCACUGCAAGAAUUUGCUCCAUAGUUUUAGGACGAUCUGAUUAUCAACUCGGCCAUAAUAAAGUGUUCCUUAAAGACGCCCAUGAUCUAUUUCUAGAACAGGAAAGAGACAGAGUUCUUACCCAGAAGAUUCUUAUUUUACAACGGUCUAUUCGAGGUUGGGUAUACAGAAGACGAUUCUUACGACUUAGAGCCGCCACAAUAAUAAUUCAAAAAUACUGGAAGGCCUACGCUCAGAGACAGCGCUAUAGAAAGAUGCGCUUAGGCUACAUGCGACUCCAAGCUCUUAUACGCGCCAGAGUUUUGUCGCACAGGUUUAGACAUCUACGGGGACACGUGGUGGGACUUCAAGCACACGCUAGAGGGUAUCUAGUGAGAAGGGAGUACGGUUACAAAAUGUGGGCUAUAAUAAAGAUACAAUCACACGUAAGAAGAAUGAUAGCUCAAAGGAGGUACAAGAAAAUUAAAUUCGAACAAAAGAGGCAAGUAGAAGCUUUAAGACUGAGAAAGAAGGAAGAGAGAGAAUUGAAGGAUGCUGGAAAUAAGCGCGCCAAAGAAAUUGCAGAACAACAUUACCGAGAACGAAUAUAUCACAUGGAAAAGAAAGAAAUGGAAAUUGAAAUGGAGGAAAGAAAGUUGGUAGAAGAAAAGAAAAAUAAAAUUAAUGAAGCGGCUAGGAAGGCAGACGAACCGGUCGACGACUCCAAAUUGGUAGAAGCCAUGUUUGAUUUUCUGCCGGAUAGUUCGAGUGAAGCACCUACUCCAGGUCGGGAGACGUCUGUAUUCAAUGAUUUACCAUCCAGACCAGCCGAAAAUGAAAUAAUCAGUCCAUUGGCGGCAGCUUCUGAAGACGAAGAAGACCUAAGCGAAUUUAAAUUCCAAAAAUUCGCUGCUACGUACUUCCAAGGCAACGUUGGACACCAAUAUUCUAGGAAACCAUUAAAACAUCCAUUGCUACCAUUACACACGCAAGGUGAUCAAUUGGCUGCUCAAGCUCUAUGGGUAACCAUCCUUCGUUUCACCGGAGAUCUUCCAGAACCUCGUUACCACACAAUGGACAGAGACACCACUUCAGUUAUGUCAAAAGUGACAGCUACGCUAGGUCGUAACUUUAUUCGCAGUAAGGAAUUCCAAGAGGCUCAACUCAUGGGUCUGGAUCCAGAUUCGUUUUUAAAACAGAAACCGAGGUCUAUAAGGAACAAAUUGGUGUCGUUAACAUUAAAACGGAAGAAUAAAUUGGGCGAAGACGUUAGAAGGAAAUUGCAAGAUGAAGAAUACACGGCGGACAGUUAUCAGUCGUGGUUAGAAACAAGGCCUACUAGUAAUUUGGAAAAAUUACACUUUAUUAUCGGUCAUGGUAUUCUGAGAGCUGAACUGAGGGACGAAAUAUAUUGUCAAAUUUGCAAACAGCUUACCAAUAAUCCUUCAAAAUCAUCACACGCUAGAGGUUGGAUCCUUCUUUCUUUGUGCGUUGGCUGUUUUGCACCAUCUGAGAAAUUUGUUAGUUAUCUGAGAGCUUUUAUUAGAGAAGGUCCUCCCGGAUACGCACCAUAUUGCGAAGAUCGUCUAAAAAGGACUUUCAACAAUGGUACCCGAAACCAACCUCCAAGUUGGCUAGAACUGCAAGCCACCAAAUCUAAAAAACCAAUAAUGCUACCGAUCACGUUUAUGGAUGGCAACACGAAAACCUUGCUGGCCGAUUCUGCCACAACCGCCAGAGAAUUAUGCAAUCAACUAUCGGACAAGAUCAGCCUGAAGGACCAAUUCGGAUUUUCCCUCUAUAUUGCGUUGUUUGAUAAGGUUUCUUCGUUGGGAAGCGGAGGGGAUCACGUCAUGGAUGCUAUUUCACAGUGCGAACAAUAUGCAAAAGAACAAGGCGCUCAAGAACGUAACGCCCCUUGGAGGCUCUUCUUCCGCAAAGAAAUCUUCGCUCCUUGGCACGAGCCUACCGAAGAUCAAGUAGCCACGAACCUGAUCUACCAGCAAGUGGUACGCGGUGUUAAAUUCGGAGAGUACAGGUGCGAUAAAGAGGAAGAUUUGGCCAUGAUAGCAGCGCAACAGUAUUUCAUCGAGUACAGUAGUGACAUGAAUGUGGAGAGGUUGCUGACGCUGUUGCCGAAUUAUAUUCCGGAUUAUUGUUUGACAGGCGUGGAGAAGGCCGUUGACAGGUGGGCCGCGUUGGUGGUGCAAGCCUAUAAGAAGAGUUAUUAUGUUAAAGAGAAGGUACCAUGCCUAAGAGUCAAAGAAGACGUUGUCAGCUACGCAAAAUUCAAAUGGCCUUUACUCUUCUCAAGAUUUUACGAAGCCUAUCGCAAUUCUGGACCAAAUCUGCCAAAGAACGAUGUCAUCAUCGCUGUCAACUGGACUGGAGUGUACGUGGUAGACGAUCAAGAACAGGUAUUGCUAGAGCUGUCGUUCCCCGAAAUAACUACAGUGGCCAGUCAAAAAACGAAUAAAGUUUUUACGCAAACGUUCAGUUUGAAUACCGUGAGAGGGGAGGAAUUUACUUUCCAGAGCCCGAAUGCUGAGGAUAUUCGGGAUUUGGUGGUUUAUUUCUUAGAAGGACUUAAAAAAAGGUCGAAGUUUGUGAUCGCUUUACAAGACUACAAAGCGCCAGGUGAGGGUUCCAGUUUCUUGACAUUCUUGAAGGGAGAUUUGAUCAUUUUGGAGGAGGACAGUACCGGCGAAACGGUACUAAACUCGGGUUGGUGCGUUGGAAGGUGUGAAAGGACGCAAGAGAAGGGAGACUUUCCUGCGGAAACGGUUUACGUACUGCCCUGUAUGUCAAAACCUCCUGCCGAAAUAUUGCUGUUGUUCUCUGUCGAAGGGGCGGAACACAGUCGUCGACUAAGCCAACAAUACUCAGUCAACGGAACAGAAACCAGAGACCGCCCCCACAACCUAGCCGAUUAUGCCAUAGAUCACUUCCGGCCGCCGGUGAAGAGAACCAUGUCGAAAGCCCUCACCCUAACCUCCGGUCGUAGAAGCGCAGACGACCUAUGGAGACACUCCCGCGAUCCCAUCAAGCAACCCCUUCUGAAGAAACUGUUAGCGAAGGAGGAACUAGCGGAGGAAGCUUGUUUCGCCUUCAGCGCCAUCUUGAAGUACAUGGGGGAUUUACCGUCGAAAAGGCCCAGGAUGGGGAACGAAUACACCGAUCACAUUUUCGAUGGACCCCUAAAGCACGAGAUACUUAGGGACGAGAUAUAUUGUCAGAUCAUGAAGCAGCUGACUGACAAUCGAAAUAGGCUAUCUGAAGAACGAGGUUGGGAACUAAUGUGGUUAGCAACGGGUCUCUUCAGCUGUUCACAAAGCCUCCUGAAAGAACUCACCUUAUUCCUUAGAAGUAGACGACAUCCAAUUUCCCAAGACUCCUUACAGAGAUUACAGAAAACGCUAAGAAACGGACAAAGAAAAUACCCACCUCAUCAAGUAGAAGUCGAAGCUAUUCAACACAAAACCACCCAGAUAUUCCACAAAGUGUAUUUCCCUGACGAUACCGACGAAGCGUUCGAAGUUGAUUCUAGCACGAGGGCUAAGGAUUUCUGUCAAAAUAUCAGUCAGAGGCUCAAUUUACGAUCCAGCGAAGGAUUUAGCUUGUUUGUUAAAAUUGCAGAUAAAGUAAUUUCAGUACCCGAAGGAGAUUUCUUCUUUGAUUUCGUGAGACAUUUGACAGAUUGGAUACGAAAAGCUCGUCCAACAAGAGAUGGCAUUACUCCUCAAUUUUCUUACCAAGUUUUCUUUAUGAAAAAACUGUGGACGAAUACCGUGCCAGGUAAAGAUAGAAAUGCAGAUUUGAUUUUCCACUUUCACCAAGAACUGCCCAAACUGAUUAGGGGAUAUCACAAGUGUACUAAAGAAGAAGCUAACAAAUUGGCUGCUUUAGUGUACAGAGUCAGAUUUGGAGAGAGUAAGCAAGAACUGCAAGCCAUACCACAAAUGAUAAGGGAAUUAAUACCGUCCGAUCUUCACAAACUGCAAAGCGCAAACGAUUGGAAGAGAUCCAUAGUGGCGGCGUAUAACCAAGAUGCCGGCAUGAGUCCGGAGGACGCCAAAAUCACGUUUUUGAAAAUAGUGUAUCGUUGGCCCACUUUCGGAUCGGCGUUCUUUGAAGUGAAGCAGACCACAGAUCCCAAUUAUCCGGAAAUGUUGCUGAUUGCUAUCAAUAAGCAUGGAGUUAGUCUUAUACAUCCACAUACCAAGGAGAUAUUAGUAACCCACCCCUUCACCAGAAUAUCUAAUUGGUCUUCGGGUAACACGUACUUCCACAUGACGAUAGGAAACUUAGUAAGGGGCUCAAAACUGUUGUGCGAAACUUCAUUAGGUUACAAAAUGGACGAUCUAUUAACGUCCUACAUAUCCUUAAUGCUGACUAAUAUGAAUAAACAAAGAAGUUUAAGAAUCAAAUAGGUUUUGCGUUAAAAAAAAAGGUUAAAUAUAUUUUGCGAUUUUUGCAAUAUUUAUAAUAAAUAUACUGUUUAUUUAAAUUAUCGAUUCAGCAAACGUUUAAUGUUGUCUAUUAUUCAUGAGGAUAGAGUUUGUAAUACAAGGCGAGGGUACGACUAAUAAUUUAUCCGAAUGUGCGAUAAGAUAUUAUCAAUUCAAGUAGAUUACUAUACUUUUUAGAUUGUUAUUAAAAUUUGUUUAAUUUGAACAUAGAUCUGAUGAUUUUUUUAAAUCAAAAUACCUCUAUAGCGUGUAUGCCAAUGUCCGCGAUACAAUUUUGGAGUUUGAGUAAAAAUGAGUACUUACCUUCGAUAUGAAUCGUGAUGACUACAGUGCUGCUACGCUUGAACUCGAAGUCCUAGAAAUAUUCAAAUCAGUGAAUAAAAUAUGUUCCAUCGAACACUAGCUAAGAAAAUAAUAAAAAAAUCAUAAUUUUCUUUCUGGGAAACACUUCAAAAACCCUAGAACCGUUCAAAAAUUUUCUAUGGAAACCAAAAUGUUCUAAAAAAUAUAUUUCUACUGGUGGAUUUCAAAAAUUUAACUUCAAAGGUCUGACAGAUAUUAUAGUUAAUUUUUUUGUUGUUGAAAUUAAAUAACUUUGUAGUUUGACUUUAAAAGAGCCAUCAAU